AUGGAAAAGCCAUUAGAGGUGGAAGAGAAUAGCGUCGCUUCUAAUUCAAUUGAAUCUAUUUCAUCCCGAUCUCUAAAAUUCAAAAAAGUCUAUGAAUUUCCCAGCCACACCUUUAUACCAGUGGUGCCUGUGGAAUUUGAGUUGUGCAGCAGAAACAUUGGAAAUAAGGCAUUCUCUGCUGUAUUUUCAGAUUCUUUGGUAUCACUUGCAAUCACUUAUAAGGACAUUUCUUCGUUGGAUUUUGUCGAGUCGAGUUUGAACAGUAUUGAACAUUAUUUGAAAACCUUAAGGCCCACCUGCGAGAAAAAUGGUGGCUCACUUCAAAUUCUCACAGAAAAUGCAGAAAAGACCUAUCUCUUUGAAAGUGGGAAAUUCACAAAAGUGUUGGAAACGUCUUUGAUCAAGAAAAACAGUUUUGGUGACGAUGAGAUGUGCAUUACCAUCUAUGCGUGUUGUGUGGGAUACACAGUGAUGGCCAUUUUCACUCAUAUUGCUCCUUCUUUUCUCAAUUUUCAACUUCAACAUCAAACCCGUGGACAUUGUCAAUCGAACGAUUGUAAAGAAGUUCUGAAAAAAGUGAGACACGAACCAAUAUCAUCAAUGUUGAAACACAAACUAAUUCUAAUUUUUCAUCUGAGUCCAUCUUCCACAUUUAAACAUUUCCAAGAGCUCAUUCCAUUCAGGAUUUCGGUUUCGUUUGAUGACACUCGUUCGUUCUUCUUUUACAAGUCCUUGAUAGGGAACUGA
This is a messenger RNA of Naegleria fowleri, 747 nucleotides long. RefSeq lists its product as uncharacterized. The transcript has a single exon. The record is from RefSeq and is a predicted model, not a curated record. The coding region runs from base 1 to 747 and encodes 248 amino acids. Lineage: Eukaryota; Heterolobosea; Eutetramitea; Acrasida; Naegleriidae.